GGUGGUCUUCCAGCCUCGAUGGGCCAUCGCCAUCAGCCGCCUCUUCCAGCCAGCAGUGUUGUUCGAAGUUGACACCAAAGAGAAAAUCGUCGGCCUCACAAUCGACGAUGGCCCUAAUGGGAAAUUCACCUGCGAGACUCUGGAUAUUCUCAAGGAGCACGGGUGUUCAGCCACCUUCUUUCUUAUCGGGUCUAACAUUGAUAAAUACCCUGACCUCGUGGAGCGCAUGGUGCAAGAUGGGCAUGAAGUGGCGAAUCACAUGAUGGCGGACUAUCCAGGCUGCCUGCUCUCCACCAAGCAGUUCAUGGCAUCCAUGCUCGAAGUGGACGCCAAGCUCCACCGCUUCUUCCCUCUUGACUCCCAUGGCCGUCAAAUCAAGUGGUUCAGACCGGGCUAUGGCUUUGCCACGCCACACAUGCAGCACAGGGCGCGCAACCACGGGUACAGGCUCGCCCUGGGCUCUGUGUUCCCCCUGGAUCCGCUUUUUAAGGGGCGCGGGGCCAUCCUUGCGUGCUUCUGCCUGUGGAAGGUGGGUGCAGCGUUUCUUACUUGUGGCUUAUACCUGCUCUUCAAGAGCUUGGAGGCUUCCUUGCCCGCUUCUGCCUGUGGAAGGGCCCAUCAUUAUCUGAAAACUCCCACAUACACUCCCACUCCAUCCAUCGAUUCCCUCCUCCUUCCUCCCAUGCAGAUCUCGCCUCCUCCCACUUCCGAGCCUCCCUCGCCCCCUUCCGGCUCGAAAAACUCCCCUCCGGCAAAAGCCGCUUCAGCCAAAUCAUUACCGCUUACAACCGCACUUACCACGUCUGGUAUUAACACUCCUUCCGCCACCCCUCGGCGGGGGGAGCGCAUGGGUCCUCCUCCCGCGAAGCGUCCGCGUCCUCGCCGCGCGCCAGUUGUUCUUGACGAGGACACUUAUAUCGAAGCAAUCGAGCGGAUCGUUCAGCGGGAUUACUUUCCGGAUCUUCCGCGGCUCCAGAACCGGCUGGAGUGGUUGGAAGCGGUGCGAUCCGGUGAUCCUGUGCUGAUUCGCGAGGCGCAGGUGAAUAUUUUACGAAGACGCGCGGAAGCUUCUGCUGCUGCUGGUGGAGGGUCGAGCCGCGGGAGCGAGGGACGGAGUGACUUACGUAGUGGAUUAAGGAGCGGUCGAGGCGGUUCCACCCUAUCGACUCCCGCGCUUUCCGCGGGCGCGCCUAGUCCCGCGCCUAGCCUCUUAUCCGAAGGCGAUCUAAGGACGUCGGAGUGGGAUAGAGAUGAGGAGAGACUAACAGGACGAAGGAUAGGUAGCAGGGGGAGAGUAGAGGGUGAUGCAGCAGCAGCAGCGGCGGCGGCAACGGGGAUGGAAGGAGAGGGGGGGAUCGGAGAGGGAGAGGGGGGCGGAGGACCCGAUACAAGCCUGUCGCUUGACGAAUUCGUUAAGAGGUACACCAGCGAGGAUAACGCUUCGUUUGUGGAGAUUAAGAAGAAGGAUAAUAAGCGGCGUAUGGCUAAGGUGUCACACCUGCUGGCUUUGGAACAAGGACCAGGGGGAGGAGCGGAAGGGGGGAAAGGGGGUGAAGGCGGGGAAGGGGGAAAGAUUGGUAUGGGGCAGACAGGGGUGAAGCAGCUGACUGGCUCAGGAGAAGCGGUGAAGCUUAUAACGGGGACGGGUGAGAACGAGGAUCGGAAAACGGAUGGGUUUGGGUCGUCGGGGCAAACGACCAGUACACUAGAAACGUGGAAAUACACUGCGCGUAAUGCGCUAAUGUAUCCACCUGCUUGUAGAGAGGAUGCCCCUUUUUCCGUGAGAGAAAAGGAGCUUCGAUCAGCAGGACCACCUAAGGAAGUCCAUAAAGCGAACACGAGGUUUCACGGUAGUGUUACGGGUGGUGGUAACCAGACGGCGCAGCAGCAGAAGCAGCCUCCAGAGGAAAUAGCUGCGACUCUGUUCACGCCGUUACCGGGGGGAACUCCCCUGCCUUACAUAGACCCUUCGGGGGAACGCGAUGGGAGGAAAAGAUACGAUUUGGAGGAUUUGAGGAGAACACCUGUAGGAGCGGGGAUAGCAGGAGGAGCAGGAGGAGCAGGAGGGGCAGGAGGGGCAGGAGGGGCAGGAGGAGGAGUGGGAAGAGGAGGAGACGGGAGAGGUCAGCAGCAGUCAGAAUACGACUAUGUAGCAACACCAUCUCCUGCUCCUGGCGUUGAUGCUUCCCCGUUCAUGACCUGGGGAGAGCUAGAUGGCACGCCUCUGCGUUUAGACGCUGAGGACACUCCAGUGGGGUUCAAUGAGGUGGGAGGGGUGGGUGCUGGGGGCCCUCAAUUCACCAUGGCUGCUGCUCCAGCGAGGGACGAAGCAGGGGUGCAGCUGUCUAGGUCCGCGGGAAGGAGCAUUCGAGAGAGGCGGCUGCGCGCUGCUGGGUUGACGCCGGUGCGAGGGGUUGGAGGAGCAGGGGGAGGGGGAGGGGGAGGAGGAGGAGGGAUGAUGUCUCCUUUUGUGUCUCCUGGGUUGAAAGGGACGCCUGGUGGUGGUGCUGCUGGGAUGGGCGCGUGGGGAGGGCAGAGUCAAUUGGUAAGCGGAGGAGGGGGGUUAGGAGGGCCGUCGGGAGGGGGAUUAUCGGCAGCAGCACAGAAGCUGGUGUCUCGGGCUAUGAAGCGGAGUAAAGUGAUUGUUGAUCCGAAGCUGAGAGCGAGUUACUCUGCUUCUCCUGCCGGGACUGGGAGUGUGGGGAGGGAUGGGAGGAGCAGGAGUAGGAGCAGGAGCAGGAGUGUUGUGGGGACUCCGGAGCAGAGGAGAGGGGGGUUGGGGACGCCUGGGUCUGUUGCUGCUGGUGGUGGUGCUGACUCGCCUGUUGUAAUUCGGUCGCUGAGAGGGACUGUUCUGAAUCCCAUCGCUGCCACGCCGCCACCAUCAAUGCUGCAGAAGAAAUGA
Closterium sp. NIES-65 is the source of this 2905-nucleotide messenger RNA. The record is from the annotation of a GenBank genome assembly. Lineage: Eukaryota; Viridiplantae; Streptophyta; Zygnematophyceae; Desmidiales; Closteriaceae.